AUGACGAGCAAUGCCGGGGAGUGGUGCCUCAUGGAGAGCGACCCCGGCGUGUUCACCGAGCUCAUUAAAGGAUUCGGUUGCCGAGGAGCCCAAGUAGAGGAGAUAUGGAGUUUAGAACCUGAGAGUUUUGAAAAAUUAAAGCCGGUUCACGGGCUGAUUUUUCUUUUCAAGUGGCAGCCAGGAGAGGAACCAGCAGGCUCCGUGGUUCAGGACUCCAGACUCGACACGAUCUUUUUCGCCAAGCAGGUCAUUAAUAACGCGUGUGCUACGCAAGCCAUAGUAAGUGUGCUGCUGAACUGCACUCAUCAAGACGUCCAUCUAGGAGAGACGCUGUCCGAGUUUAAAGAAUUCUCACAAAGCUUCGAUGCAGCUAUGAAAGGUUUGGCGCUGAGCAACUCAGACGUGAUCCGACAAGUGCACAACAGCUUCGCCAGACAGCAGAUGUUUGAGUUCGACGCGAAGCCCCCGACCAAAGAGGAAGAUGCGUUUCACUUUGUCAGUUACGUCCCUGUGAACGGAAGACUCUACGAGCUGGACGGACUGCGGGAGGGACCGAUCGACCUAGGGGCCUGCAGCCAGGACGACUGGAUCAGCGCCGUGAGGCCCGUCAUCGAGAAGAGAAUACAGAAGUACAGCGAAGGUGAAAUUCGAUUUAACUUAAUGGCCAUCGUGUCUGACAGAAAAAUGAUAUAUGAACAGAAGAUAGCAGAGUUGCAGAGACAACUUGCUGAGGAGGAACCCAUGGAUACAGAUCAGGGUAGUAUGCUAAGUGCUAUUCAGUCAGAACUCGCCAAAAAUCAGAUGCUCAUCGAAGAAGAAAUGCAGAAAUUAAAAAGAUAUAAGAUUGAAAAUAUCAGAAGGAAACAUAAUUACCUGCCGUUCAUUAUGGAAUUGUUAAAGACGUUAGCAGAACACCAGCAAUUAAUACCACUAGUAGAAAAGGCAAAAGAAAAACAGAAUGCAAAGAAAGCACAGGAGACCAAAUGA
This is a messenger RNA of Pipistrellus nathusii (Nathusius's pipistrelle), 987 nucleotides long. NCBI's taxonomy places the organism in Eukaryota, Metazoa, Chordata, Mammalia, Chiroptera, Vespertilionidae. The record is from the annotation of a GenBank genome assembly.